Messenger RNA from Penaeus chinensis, 418 nucleotides. RefSeq names its product pro-resilin-like. The record is from RefSeq and is a predicted model, not a curated record. Gene Ontology annotation, cellular component: extracellular matrix. Lineage: Eukaryota; Metazoa; Arthropoda; Malacostraca; Decapoda; Penaeidae. Bases 8 to 418 code for a protein of 136 amino acids. The transcript is spliced from 2 exons.
UAGAACCAUGGCGUUCAAGGCAUGUACAAAUAUAACUCUUGGAGUUCCACAGGUAUUUGUUCUAGCCGUCCUAGUGGCCGCCGCCAUCGCACUUCCAGAAAGCCAGCCUACGUACGGCUACCCCACUCCCACACCCGCAUACGCACCCGCCAAGUACGACUUCAACUACGCUGUAAACGAUCAACCAUCUGGUAAUGACUUCGGACAUCAGGAAGCCCGUGAUGGAGACAACACACAGGGAUCUUACUACGUCCUACUUCCUGACGGUCGUCUGCAGAGAGUCACUUACACUGUCAACGGAGACUCCGGUUAUGUGGCUGACGUCACCUACGAAGGCGAGGCCCAGUAUCCCACCCCAAAGGCUUCCUAUGGGCCUCCUCAGUCUUCCUACAAGCUGCCUACACCCUCCUAUGCUUAA